Colletotrichum destructivum is the source of this 531-nucleotide messenger RNA. RefSeq lists its product as uncharacterized. Bases 1 to 531 code for a protein of 176 amino acids. The record is from RefSeq and is a predicted model, not a curated record. The transcript has a single exon. Lineage: Eukaryota; Fungi; Ascomycota; Sordariomycetes; Glomerellales; Glomerellaceae.
AUGGCUGAGGCCAUUGGGAUUGUCGCGAGCGUGGCGGCUCUCGUCCAGCUCGUACGCUACGGCAAAAAGUCAGCCGACGCAUUGUAUCAAUUCUCUCGCCAAGGCGGUGUAUCCCAGGUCGAUGUUGAUCGAUGUGCCAACCAGAUACUAUCAUUCUCACUCAUAGUGGGCUCCGCUCAUCGGUCUCUCAAUCGGCAUCGCGAAGAUUGCACCGGCUCUGAUGUUCUCGACUUUAUCUCAGCUCAUCGGGUGUUCGAAGCCAUAACGAUUGACGCGAAAUCGGUCAGAAGACGCCUCAAGCUAGCUGCGAGACAGUUCAGCAACCUUGCGAAAGGAAAACGAACAUUGCCAGCUUUCAUCAACUGGUGGCUUCAUAAGGAUGCCGUCGUGUCCCUUUUCCCGGAAAUGGAACGGAUCAAAACCAAUCUCACGCUGAUAAUCCUGGUGAUUCAAUUGGAACUGCAAAUGAAGGAGAUAAAAGGCAGAUCGCCAAUCUCCCCCGAGAUCAAGAAAUUGGAAAAAAGUGUGUAA